AUGGACCGCUUGCCAGUCGAAAUAAGGCAACUUAUUGCUGACGUGGUGAAUCACGAGUGGCACGACAUUGCCGGACCUGGCGUCUAUGGAACUCUCCUUGUCCGCCUAGAGGAUGACAAGCCAGCUCAUCUUGACCGCGUGGUUCGGCUUCUGGACGCCACCCUAAUUCUACCGCAUGUGAAACAUGUGAUACUGUUUACAAAAGACACAACUCGUCCCGCAGCAGCAGGGGAUGACGAGAGGCUCUGUAGAUAUCUACGCCAGAGCCGCCCGGAGGAUGUCGUUGUCUCCGGUUUGGGUGAUUAUGAAGGGGAUUGGACCCCCGUCAUCCGCCUCGUGCAGCGGCUGACUCUGCUGAAGCGGUUUGAUUUCCUGAUUCACAGACAAUACCCGCUGACACUAUUGAAUAUCCUCGCUCAAAUGCACCCGCACUGUCGCGUCUCAGUGUUCCCCCGCUGCAGCUUCUACCUAGCAGAUGAUCUCUCGCGGCAGCAGUGGGCUCAAUCCCCGGCGCUAUAUGCGGUUCGGGUUAUUUGCUACGAAGAUCCAUUCUACCAGACCGUUCAUACAGAGCAUCCCGAUCGGGCUCUGCGAGAUCUCCUCCGCCAAGCGCCCCACAUCAAGCAGCUAUCCUUGCAGAUCAGCUCGAAGAGGCCAGGCAGCACGCGCGAGAGCUACACCACGUGGCUCGAGUCCCAGCCGCCGGAGAGCGGAAUCGAUGCCAGCCCUGCGCGUGCGAGGCUGGAGAUCUUGUCGUUACCGUUAAGCACCACCAUGACAGGGGACCAGUUCCAAGCGUGGUUCCGGGUGACUGACCUAGGCUACCUGACUGCGUGGACGGCUGGUGCCCUGGAAGAGGAGGGCGCGUUGGCCGCCAUCACGGACCUGCAGCCCUUCCGCGCCCUCAAGCGUCUCACCAUCUCCCUCCACCCGCCUGCAGACUCUCUACCCUCCUGGUUCCAGAAGAUCCAGGCCAUGUUCGACUCGCUUCCGCUGCUGACGUAUCUCUGCCUUCUGGGCACGUACGAUCCGACGAUUCUCCCUGCUGCCGUCCUCGACCGCCAUGGGUUAACGCUAGUCGAGCUGAAGCUACAUCGCGAGACACCCCAGUACCAGUACGCCGAGUCCACCCGACUCGCACGAAAAGGUAGCAUCGGGCCGAUCUUCCCCGCGGACGUGAUCCGUCGCAUGGCGGCUCGCUGCCCGGGGCUGAAGACGCUACGCAUCUGCGUGCAGCGCUACCGGGGCCACCCCAUCGAAACGGAGGCCUACGAAGCCCUCGGCGAAUUCCCGGCGCUGGAGACACUGGACCUCGUGGUCAACUGCCUCCCGGUCGUGCAGGGUGACAGGACACCCUUCCCGCCGCGGGAGCUGAGUGAAUACGAGCAGGGGCACAACCAGGACCGCGUACCCAGAUGGAUCGUCCGGGACUGCGCCAUCAACUGCGCGAUGGACGCCGCGCUGGCCGCGGCGAUCUUUGAGCGCAUCCACCCGCAGCCGUGUAGGGGACGCCUGCGGCUGCUGCGCCUUCACCCGCUCGCGGGCCACCACGGCCAAUAUCGCGUGGCUCCCGGUAUUAGCAAUUCUCGGGCUCUCCUGGCGCGCGGGUAUCUCAAUUUCCAGAUGGUGGGUAGGUGGCAGGUUGCUUCGGAUGCUGCCGGCCGGCUGCGGGCACAAAACCUUUAUACGCCUUACUGGGAUGGAUGGAGCUCAGCGGUGACGAGCGCGGAUCUUGAGAUCUUCGAAUCUAUCUGGCCGUUGGCCCGGGCAACCAAGAACUGGCCGUUAGACUGGCAGAGCUGGCCUUUGCAAUAG
Messenger RNA from Aspergillus aculeatus ATCC 16872, 1815 nucleotides. RefSeq lists its product as uncharacterized. The transcript has 2 exons. Lineage: Eukaryota; Fungi; Ascomycota; Eurotiomycetes; Eurotiales; Aspergillaceae. The record is from RefSeq and is a predicted model, not a curated record. Bases 1 to 1815 code for a protein of 604 amino acids.